GACCGGAGUGCACUUAAGCGGAAGGAAUGGGAGAGAAGAAACCAGGAAGUCCAGCAAGAUGAAGAUCUCUUUGCUUCAGGUUUUAACCUCUUUGGGGAACCCUACAAGACAAAUAAAGGCGACGCCCUUGCAAACCGUGUCCAGAACACAUUGGGAAAUUAUGAUGAGAUGAAGGAUCUGUUAACCAACCACUCCAACCAGAGCCACCUUGUAGGAAUCCCAAAGAAUUCUGUCCCACAGACACCCAUUGACAAAAAUGAACAGAACUUUUUUCCAGAACCGAGAAACAGGAUGAUCCCAUCUCAUCAGAUCAGCGGCAAUUCAUCGACAUCAAUGCCUCCUCCUUCUUCAUUGUCAUCAAACUCUGCUUUGCUACACAGUCACCAGAGCAGCAGGAAGUCGAGGACAGACUGGUCACGUGGUGGUCACAACUCUAGUGGGGCCCAACCAAGCCAAUCCAGCGGUCAGCAGAGUCGGACAAAGCACAGCUCUUCCCAUGACCAGUCACAGGGCAGGUAUGAAGACCUCUAUAACUGUCAGAGUGAGCAGCAUAAAAGUGGAGGGACUGAGGAUGCAAAUUCCAUGGCAACAUCUUCACAUUCGAGGAGGCAUGCUCAUGCAAAGUCAGCACCUGGAGAACACUCUUACAAAGAAAACAGUCAUUCCAAGUCGCCCACCGAGCUGGAGUUUGUAGGCCAUGGUCCUGGCUCUCCGCUUCCUUCCACUUCUUUGUUAACUGCAAACAAUGGUCUUUCGACUCAGAAUUUCCCACCAGGACUUCACUGUAAAAACAGCAUGGUCCAGCAAAAGCCUACAGCAUAUGUCAGGCCUAUGGACGGUCAGGACCAGGUACCCAAUGACUCACCUGAACUGAAACCCCCACUAGAAAUUGAGAGUGGAUAUGGAAAUCAGUCCUUUGGAACACUGCUGGAAGGAAAAGUGAACACACCUAGUUCGAAGAACAAAGUACCAAAGCUCAACAUUCCUCCUGUUAGUGAAGUUACCCUUCCCAAUGACUCCAGUUGUGUGGAAGAAAUACUGCGGGAGAUGACCCAUUCCUGGCCUCCUCCUCUUACUGCUAUUCACACUCCCGGCAAGGCUGAGCAGACCAAGUUUUCUAUCCCAAGCAAGGACUCCCAACAUCUGACCUCAGGAUACAAUGUACAAAAGUGGAGUGAUCCAGCAGGGAAAGUUGCAACUAAGUCAGUGCCACAAAAGUCAAUGCUUGAGGAUGAUCUGAAACUCAGCAGUGAUGAAGAUGACAAUGAACAGGCUGCUGAAAAGACAAAAUUGAGAAACAUUCCUGUAAACAGCCUGCCAGUGCCAGCGGCACACGGCUCCGGCUUGGCCCAUUCCAGCGGCGGCUCCGGGAGCUCCAGCGAGUCCGAGAGCAGCUCCGAGUCCGACUCCGACAGCGAGAGCAGCUCCAGUGACAGCGAGUGCAACGAGGAGUCGCGCAGUGCCACGCCAGAGCCUGAACCCCCCUCAACAAACAAAUGGCAGCUGGAUAAAUGGCUUAAUAAAGUGAACCCCCAUAACAAGACCAUCAUCAACAAUCAAAAUGAACCCCACAGCGAGACCAGCUCCCAGGCCCAGAGCAACCAGCAGGCCGAAGGGCCAAACAAAGGGAAGCUCAGCAGCAGCCUGCCCCCGAGCGAUUCCAAAGACCGGGCGAUCCUUAGUCCCAUCCGAGAGAAAGCCAAACCACGGGUUGCCCAGAAAACCCCAGAGGCAAAAAGCUCCAAGCAGAAGUCACCAGCUCAUAAUGAGCCAACUUCACAAAGGACUACUGGGAAAAAGCAACCCAAAAAGGUAGAAAGGACUUCCAGUGUAGAAGAGUAUAACUGGCCCAAACCAAAUAAUACCAGCAACACUCCCAAAGAAAAAGACACACAGGAACCCCCCGAGCAGCCAAAGGUUCGAACUAAAGCAGCAGUUGGGAAGACCGCUCCGAGGAAAGAACCACGGACUAGCACAGGUCUCACUUCAGAGAAGAAAAAGUACAGAGGCCCCAGCAAAAUUGUCCCCAAGUCCCGGGAAUUCAUUGAAACGGAUUCAUCUACUUCUGACUCGAACACAGACCAGGAGGAGAGCUUGCAGGCUAAAGUGUUGCCAGCCUGCACUGGGUCUGGCAGCAGCGUCAAAGUGAAGGACUCUGGCAGUAACAUCCUCAGUGUAAGUAGUUUAACGAGCAAUGGCAGCAACACAUCCAUUGACCAGACCAGCAACGACCUGGAGGAGCAGCUCUUUUCUCCCAUCCCGAUCGUACAAAACGAACUUCUGUCCCCACUGAGAGAAUACGAAGAACUCAAAUCUCUGUGGGUGAAAAUAGACCUCAGUUUACUCUCUAGGAUACCUGGACAGGAGACUUUUGAGACCACGCCUGUGAAAAGCGAACCGAGAGAGGCAAAUGUGAAACACAGGCGACCAUCUCGAGAGUCCCCGACCCCAGCAGCUGAAAAACCCUCCAUAAAAUCCAAAAGGAAACACAAGACAGAAGGCCUGGACACCUUUGUUGAAAGCAAGAAGCCACGCCUGGAGGACCCUCCAGCUUCAUGCCUGCUCCCACCUUGUAUCUCUCCGAUACCGAACCACAGAAUAACCAGCACUAAAGAGAGCAGUGGUAGCUCAGUGAAGAAGGUGACAAAGAAAAGAGAAGAGAAGCUGUUCCCUCCUCCGUUAUCCCCACUCCUGGAUGAGCCUGUGCACCGGCGGCACAGCAGUGACAACAGCUCCUUCAGCCAAGAGACCACUGUCACAAACACCUCCCAGACCAGCAGCUCUUCCUCCUCUGUCUCUAAACACAGAAAGAAUGAAAAUAAAUCCUCUUCUAACCCCAAAGGAAUCUGUGAGGAAGAAUCUCACAAUACACCAACAGCCAACACUCUUCUUGACACCAGCCAUUUAGAACCAGACAUCUGGUCUGCAAUGCCAACACUUUCCAAUGGGAAUUCUGAGCCCAGAAGACCCAAAAUAACAUUUGAUGAUGUGCUUCACAAUGCGGAUUAUUACAUGCAAGAGGCUAAGAAGCUGAAGCAUAAAGCAGAUGCAUUGCUGGAGAAGUUCGGUAAAGCCGUGAAUUAUGCUGAUGCUGCCCUCUCCUUCAUCGAGUGCGGGAACGCUAUGGAGCGAGAUCCAUUAGAAGCUAAAUCUCCAUACACCAUGUACUCAGAGACUGUGGAACUCAUCAGGUAUGCAAUGAGACUCAAGAAUUUCACAGGCUCUUCUGCCACAGAAGGGGACAAGAAAUUAGCAGUUUUAUGCUACCGAUGCUUAUCACUUCUCUACUUGAGAAUGUUUAAACUAAAGAAGGACCAUGCUAUGAAGUACUCCAGAUCACUGAUGGAAUAUUUUAAGGGUUUUACAAGGUGCUACACAGACGUGAAAGGCAGAAUGAGUAAGCAGAACUCUUCAAAAGCCUCACAGGCCCCCUCACCUUGGGGCGGCAAUGGAAAGAGCACAGAAACACCAUCGCCCAUGUCCCUGAGCCCGUCCCCCGUCAGCUCUGCUGGGAGCACCACGGGCACCACCGGCUCCUCCUCGGCGGGGACCAUCACCAUCCCCCAGCGCAUCCACCACAUGGCUGCCAGCCACGUCAACAUCACCAACAACGUCCUGCGGAGCUACGAGCACUGGGACAUGGCUGACAAGCUGACCAAGGAGAACAAAGAGUUCUUUGUAGACCUGGACUCAGUGAUGGGACCCUUAACACAACACAGCAGUAUGACCAAUCUGGUUCGUUACGUUCGCCAGGGACUCCACUGGCUCCGCAUUGAGGCUCAUUUGUUGUAGUGACUGCUGCCCUCUCCAUAACAUCCCCAUUCUUCUACCUCUACCAGCGCAGAGACGAUCACUGGUGGAACUCCACUCAUUUUUGGAAGUUUAUUCAUGUAACUUCAUUUUUAUUGCCUUUUUUAAUAUCCUAUCUAUUGGAAGUAGAAGUCACCAUAAAAGAAACUUAUGACUCAAGAGCAGUAUGUGUUGUACCAUCUAAUCAUUUUCGACAAUUUUCUAUGCCUUGUGUCUCCUGGAUCCUGCCAUCCUUAUGUGCUUUAUGGAACGGUACAUUCCCUGCAGUAUUGUUUUAAGUCCAUGCUGCCUUCAAGUGAAAACAAAAAAGCACUUUGAGAAGAUAUGGAUUCCUGAGAAAUAGUACAAAGCGUCUUAAAUAUUUGAGGGUAUAUAUGAGAAGUCCCUUCUGAAAUAAAUUAGUAGAAGUUAUAGCUAUUCAUUCAAAAUCAUCUUCUGAACCUGAACCAAGCUUUUCGACGCUUAAUUCUGGCAUCAUUACCUGACUCAGUACAUUCCUAAGAUUUCAUACUUCCUAUAGGUUUAAUCUCUAAAAGAGAACAUUGAAUAUCUUACAGCUACAUAAUGUAAGAUCACCAAAGGUGUUAAGAGGUAAAAGGUUGAAGGAAUGCCUCAUUAAAGAAUGAUGACACACUAUGCAAUGAGGUUUUGAUAUUCCAUUCUUCCUGUUUAUUGUUGGCUUAAUAAUUUCAGUAGGCAGCAGAAUUUAUUGCAGUUUUUAGGCAGUUUCAAAAUAUUAGCUUUCUUAGUCUUAUCUACCAUUCCUAUACUAAAUCUGUGAAUUUUCUUUCUACUUUACUGUUUAGUCUCAAACAAAUACUCAUCCAAGAUUUUUCUUCAUAGAACAAUCUCUCCUUGCAUAGUGACUCACUGAAAGCAGAUUUUAACAGGACUGCUGCACUCUAAGCAUUGAUAUUGUAUGUAAAAGUCCAUUAAUAAGUGUAUGCAGAUUCUUCAUGAAACUAUCUAGAAGUUUAACUAACCAGCUACUGUUGAAACAUUAUAAUUCCAUGUGGCAUCAUUUUUCACCUGUUUUGUUCAUUUCAGAGCAUUAGAAACUAACAGUAUUAUCUUGCUAUCUUGAAAACAAUGUCAAAUUAAAUAAAAUCACCAGAUUUACCCAAAAGCAAUAUAACAUUUGUUUAAUAAUGGCCAUGAAUACUUCAGUCAGAUUACCUAUUUUCCAAGCUCUGCAUCUGUUUACCCAUGCUGUCAUGUUUUGGACCAUUCCUCUAAUGCGUGAAUAAUAAUGAGACAAUUCAGAUAGAAUUUCAAAGCAAUUGUGAAUAAAUUGCACCAUUUCACAUUUGCUCUUUCCUCUUAUUUUUUUUCCUUGUUAUAAACUGCACUGCUCUUCUGGUGCCACUGCAAGAAGCGCUGGUGCAUGAAACAAAACAAAAUGAAUUUAUAUCAAUAAUUCACAAGACUUUAAAUGGUCUCAUCUCAUUCUUGAUAUAACACCUGCAUACCUUACUGAACUGUAAAUUCCAUUUCUAUAAACAGAAAAUGCUCAUAGCAAUGUAAAUAUUAUUCUGUCUCAUCUCAUUGAAAUAAUACAAUAUGUGUAUUAAAUGCCAUCCAGAUAUUAGUUAAUUGCAAUUACCUUCUGCUAUAUAAACCUGUAUAUCCUUUAAUCUGGUGAGUUAUUGGAUUCUACUCACUGGGUUGUGACCAGAUAAAUAGGACAAAUUUGCAUUUAAAAGGUUCAGACUGUUACGAUUUUUAGAGCAGGCCUUGGAUAUUUGCAAUAAGAGCAGUUUAAGGACUCUGCCCAAUGCACAUUUAAGACAAACAUUUCUGUAGCUGUUGUAUAUUAGCUCCCAGUAGUACUACCUUUUCUUAAAAAUCAAUAAUUCCUAACAUUUUGUUCCACGAGGCUGUAUUGUAAACACAGCCAACGUGCAUCAUUAGAGAAAUCAUCCCGUUUAGGGUUUUCUGCAAAGGACAUUUGCAGAACAUGCACAUCCUGUAUUAUCUGCACACUCCUGUGCCUGAAGUGGUCGAUACACCCUUAUCUGUUCUCUGAGGGUUUCAGUAACACGGCUGAAACCUGAAUCUGACAGCAUUUGUCACACUGAUUCUGGGCCCAGUAGCUAAUGAAUAAAACCACGACAGUGAGAACUGUUCAGAACUGUAGAUGAAAGGUGGUUGUUGAGUUUUUUUUUUUAAAGAAAAAGAAAACAAAACACUUGAAAUUUUUUUUAACAGGUUGGGUAGUUGAGACGCAGUAGUGUUGGGAUGGUUUUGUCAUAAGCCAGAGAGUUUUCCAUUCUUUUUGCAAGUAACUAUUUAGUCUAAUUAAGUGCAUUGUCGUCACUUGUUCCUUUAAUGUAGACUGAAAUCCUAGACUUCCAUGCCUUUACGAGGGAUAGCUAUGCCUUGAAAGACAGUCUUCAGACAUGGGACUGUUCAGAGUUAGCUGCAGUCACUCAGUGAAGACAAUGUAUUAUCUUUCUCCUGUUGGUUGUGGUAAACAGGCUCCUAUCUUUAAAUUUACGCCGCGUUCACAAUCUUUUGCUUAAACAGCUUAAGGAAUUAGCCCACCUGAUUUUGUAUCCUGUGACUUAGGUUGAAAUGUAUGCUGAAUCAAUGGCAUGAUUAUAGUAAGUCCAGCAGUCAAGUCUAGGAUCACAAGCCAACUUACUAUUUAGCAGUCUUGUUUCAAAAGCAGCUUAGAAACAAAUUAAAUAUGGAGAGUGAAUUACCAUCUUAUCCCUGGGGAUGAUGCUUCUUUUGGGUUAGUUAUUAAGGAUUAUUGCACUUUUACAGGCACUAUAUUCAUCUCAUUUCAAUUGCCAACAUGUCAUCUUUGUGGAAUCAUUUUUACCCCUUAAAAUAUUACUUCCAGCAGACUUAAUCAAAUGAGAUUGUUUGUUUGUUUCAGUCCGUGGGGAAGCAGCAUGUCUGUGCUUGGGCGUUUGCUAUGUCUGCACUUAACACUGCCCAAUUCAGGCUCUCAAACUCAUGAACCAAGCACCAAAAAUUACAAGAUUGGCUUAAAAUUGUGUUAGUGGGUUUUUUUGGGGUUUUGGGUUGUUUGUUUUUUUUUGUUAAAUAAACUCCUUGGUUCUUGUAUUGCCUUCUGGAUACUGAGCUUUGGGACUGAUUUCACGACACAUUUUCAGGCAUUCUCCAAACAUGACAAGGGCUGGAAAACACACAUUUGUUUUUAAUUGUUUUUAAUAGUGAUAAACUGGGACAGUGAUGUAAUCUCCUGAUUUCUGCAGCUGGGACUUAAGAAGGACACCAAGAUUCAUAAAAAAAUUGCCAGAACUGACUGCCAUUUGUGACCCAUGCUUGAGGAGGUUUGGAGCAAUACUGAUAGUUCAGCAGUGAGGGGAGCAAGCCAGUAAAGGGCUAAACUCAAGCAUUUGGGGAGCUCCACGGGUGCGAGAUCCAAGGGCAGUAAAGUGCUAAGUGCUCAGGCGAGGCAUUUGCAUAGCACUUAACCUCCCUGUCAAGCCCUGCAGCAGCUCCUCAGUGAAGUCUUUGACAUCGUCCGGGCAGAAUAUCCUGCUCCGAGUGCAGUAUCUCAGCCAUGUGAUGUGUUUUGGGUGCUCCAGAGCAGGGAUUGGAAGGAAAGCCUUUUUGCUAGUAGUGUUGGUGGCAACUUUCACAGCUUGCUUCUAACAGCUUCAUUUCACUUUUUCUUACAUGUUCUUUGGACUUUUAAUUAUUUAUAUACUCUCUCUGUGAAUAUAUUGUCUCAUUUAUAAAUGAUCUCCUUUGAAAAAUAGGGACAGGUCUGUUGAUAGUCAUGUGGACUUUUUUUUAAAAAAUAACAUUGGAGAUCUUCAUUCCUCCUAAAGAAACAAAAUCUGAGAAUUGAAUCUGGACCUUAAUUUUUAUGCUUUUUUAUUUCACAGGUUUUAUUGUGUUCUUUUAUUGUAACAGUUUAGAUUCACUGAUGUUUUUGGGUACUUUGGAAGAAAAGUUUUCAUAUAUUUUUAUCAUCAUUUAAUGCUGUCUAAAUCCAGUCAUUAGUUUUGUGAGGGCAACUUAACAGACAGCAGAAACGGGGCUGGUAAGGAUUCUGACUUAAGUAUUAACACACUUUGCUUUGAGUUCAGGACAAACUCCACUACACACAGUGUUGAAGCAAGCACAUGUGUGUGUGUGUGUGUGUGUGUGUGUGUGUGUAUUUGCAACAAAAAGUCCUUGUUCAUUACUUCAUAGCACAAGAAAACGUAUAUGAUAGCUGUAAACAGAAACCACUCUUACCACUGCUGGUGGUAAUGGCAUUAUUCAAGUGUUCCUCUGUAGUAUGUGAUACUCCUGUUUGCACCUACUGUCUCUUGCAGGCAAUGAAGUUGUGGCAGAAAGUAGCAACACUUUGUCAUCUUGGUCCUGUGGUCCCUGAGGUCAGUGUCAAAACUGAAUGUGCUGUCAACAUGCUGUUUUUCAGGUUAGCUCAUUUGCCAUAGACCACUGUCUUGAAGUUUUAAGAAAGAUGAAAUAUUUCAUCAGUCACCAAAGGCAAUUAAUUUGUCAUUUUGAAGCAAGUGUAGAAGUGUCCCAUCUCUAGGCAGCUUGCACCAGUGAAAGGUCAUUGCAAACGGCCUUUGCCUCUCGCAGCAUCUCCCUGACCUCACAUGAGGGCACUGGGAGUGAGGCAAAGGGGAUGAAGAUAAGAAACCAGUCCCCUGUCCUUAUGACAUCUUCCAGCUUUAUUUUACAUACUACUUUAUAAAUACAAAUAAAACAAGUCUUCUUAAUGUUGGGAAGGCUCAAUUCCUCCUGGACUUCCAUGAUAUAACCAGAGCACUAUACUCACCAAAGCAUAUAGGCAUUCUCUAAUGAGAUAGAUAUAUAUAUAUACAAACACACACAUGUAUGUAUAUAAAUAUAUGUAUCUCACUAGAUAUAGUGGUAUGUUUUAGUUAUAUCACUUGAAUUUAGCCUACAGGUAUAGGCUAAAAGCUGUUAGGCUCUCCUUCAUUACUGAAACCUCCUCCUGAGUGCAUAAUGUUCCUGCCUGACUCAGAGAGCAGUCCUCCUCUCACCAGUAUUCUUAUCAGACCUGCCUUUCUGAUGGACUUGGUGGCUUUACUUAAGCCAUUUUGUUUCAGAGAUGUUUUGUCUUCCAAGAUCAGUGAUUCUGAUCAUCUCACACCUGUUUAAACCCCUGGUGGUAGCUGCUGAAGUCAGGAUAGAUUGAGUUCAGAUCUUGUGUACAGCCAGGGGAUGACGUGGCUCUACAGAUAUGAGAGCAAAUUCAGGGGCAGAUGAGUUACUGCAUAAAACUGGUGUCAGAUGAGAAUCAAACCUGGCCUCAUCAGGAAGCCCUGUAACAGAAAAACUAUGAUGAUAAGCUCUUCCCAGGACCACAGGAUAUGUAGCAACAUGUCAGGCAGCUCAUUGGCACUGUGAUCAUAUCAGGCAAUUCAAGAUAUCAAGAGUGGUUUAAAGAAACUGGGGCAAGUUGUUGGGGUCUGGCAUUAUGAAUUUAUGUGUGGCAUUAUGUGUGCUUUUUGGGAAAGGGGAUUCAUUACUCUUGAUAUGUCCUGUAAAAUAACACCUGUACCAUGGUAUCCUAUAAAACCAGAGUAUAGCACCAUUCCAUCCAGUUCUUAAUCCCCCUCAGAGUGCCACCAUGUGUCAUAGAGAGCUAACUCUUGUCACUGCCCUGAAGUCACCAUACAGUUAAACCAUUAUUUUUACAACUCCAGCAAGGACCAAGCCCAGGGGCUUAGGGGCCAGCUCAAGUAGCCAUGUGUGACCUGAUGUUGCCCACCACAGGCUGUGGAGCCACACAGAGCUCCCUGAGCCCGCAGCCUACAAUGGGUGUUGGACUACUACAGGUCUCUGUGGUGUGAAUCCACAUAGCCCUGUCCACUGUACUGGGGGACAAGUGCUAUGCCCAGCAGGACUGAGGGACCCCAGCCCCACCACCUGGGUGUGGCAGAGCUGUGGCUCUGCAUUGCUUUCAGAUCUUGGUCCUUUGCAGCUGCAGAUGGGACUGGGAUUUGAGCACUCCCUUGUACUUGCACUUCAUCUGGAAAUGCCAAACGAGUUGACAGAAGCCGUGCUCGCAGUAACAGCACAGAACUCGGGCAGUGCCCACUGUGUGCAGAAUUGCAGUUUAAAUUGUAGUGUCCACAGGACCACUCAUGCUUACUGGCCUCACCUCAGUCCUGCUGAUGCCAGUCAUAAAAGUCACAUGAGUGGACAAUGCAGCUGUCUGAGACUUGCUUUCUUCUUUGGUUUUAAGUGAGUUCCUCUCUAUGUAAGUUCCGUAAGCUCUCUGUGCUGGAUAUAAGUUUACUCACAGUUGUGUGAGUGUCACCCUGUUGUAAUACCUUUGAAAGACCCACCAAGUAUAGAUAGCCCUAAUUUCCACUGACUUAUUUCCUUCUCUGAAAUAAAAGGAAGAUCAGAUCCUGAAGCGAAUUUCGUUGUUUUAUUGGACAAGAGUGACUACAAUAGACCAAAUUGUGAGUUAAGCAAAUGCAAAAUAACUUGGCUCAACUGGUGAAAGUCAUGGCACCAAAUUCUGCUAUCAUGUGGCAAUAAUGCACAGGUCUUAUGGAGCUUGCUGGGUACUGUAUAUCACAGAGAAGCUGGUUAACAAAAAUGGCAUAACAUUACUGGAGUUAAGUUUAUUAGGCCAGAAAUUGAGUUGCAUUAACCCAGUUAAUUCAGUGGAAUUACACCCAUUUUUGUUCUGGCUGAGCACUCACCUCACUGAAGGUAGUUCAAGGUCUCUGGACAAGUGCUGGAGUAACUGCAAGCAGACUUGCUCUUCAGCCAGACCAUAUGUUGACUCAGCCCUUGCUCAGGGAAACCACCAUUGACUUCAGUGACAAGUAACACGGCGUUAUGGACGUGGAGAAGCUUUGACCCACUGGCAGGAGGCAUUUACCCUUGAAUUUAUGAAUGAAGCAACACAAAAGUUUUAUUUAUAACAGAGGUAAAGUUCCUCAGCUGGUGUAAACUGGUAUAGGAGUACUGAUUUCAGUGGACUUAAUCCAAUGUGCACACACCGAGGAGCAAACCCUCUAACCCCAGACUAAUUUUUGCCAAUAUAUCUCUAUGCAGAUAAACUCCCAAAGCUUUUAUCAUUAUGCCUUUUUACUGAUCAUGCCAAUGAAAUGAUUAGUGUCCCAUAAUCCUUGCCUGUAAGGAAAUACUGUACUUUGCAGAGCUAUGCAGUAUACAGCACAUCAUAAAACUGCUUUAGACCACACAGUCUGGAAAAGCGUUAUCAGAAACUAGACUAACAGAGCAGCUUUUUAUCUGAUGUCGAUUACACUUCACUCUGCACUUCCACUGCUGAGUUUUACAUACAGACUGAAUGAUGGCUGGGAGUUUCUGAUGACUGUGGGCUGAAGCUUCAGCUGAUGUGCCUCUAAGUAGCUGCGUAGAUGUCAGUGCUGAUUUACACCAGCUGAAAAACUAGUCCUCUCCCUUUUCAUACUGUGCUGCACCCCCUAAUGCAGCUUUAUAGAUGCACACUGAAGCUCAGUGUAUAUUGAACUAUUCUGAUUCAGCACCAGAUAAUCCCUGCUAAAAGAAUUGGAGGGUGAUUUCUGCCUGCCAUCUAGGCUUGCAUAUGUUUUGGUUUUAACUAAAAGGCAUGUUGCAAUUUCAUUACCUCCCAGUUUAAAUAUUUACUAGCAUCAGCAUUAGCUUGCAUAGAAAAAUGGCGAAUAAAUUCAAACAUGUCAUAAAUGCUCUCAGCCUAGAGAUGGAAUCUGUUACUUUAGUUCAAAGACUGCAGCAGGCUAAAGUGGUUUUUCUAAGGCAAAUGGGUUUUGUACAUUUAAAAGUCAUGGCAAAUACUUAUCUAGGACCAUUUCUGCUGUUCUUCCCCUGAGCAUCCUGAUCAGCAGGUUGCCCCACUGAAGUCCACAGAAGUAACUGUGUGAAUGAGUGCUCAGCACACAGGUUGCAGAAUCAGGCACUGAAUAUCUUAGGUUGCUGCAAUCAGGGGUUUAAUUUUAGCCAUAUGUAUCACUUGAGGACACUUAAAAAGUAUGUACAUUUUAUCCAAGCUGACAGUCCUUGUAUUUCCAUAAAAUAUUGUAUCAUUUAUUCCUGUCUGUAUUUUUGACAUCUCUGGAUUGCAUAUCUUCUACUGAAUCUUAAAUGCUGUUUUUUUUUUUAAAACCCACAUUCAAAAGUUCUAGGACAUAUCAUCCCAGAAUAUUAAAGCAAGUCAAAGAUCUGGUGAUGUUUUUCUCUGGUUUUGCGCUCUCCUUCAGUUUGUGUUUUGUCUUUGGCUGUAGUACUCCCAGAAUUUUUAAAACGGCUCAGUUCAAUUCAAGUUGCUUCCUGUCUUCUGAGGGGAAAA
This is a messenger RNA of Manacus vitellinus (golden-collared manakin), 12103 nucleotides long. RefSeq names its product AF4/FMR2 family member 2 (gene AFF2). The transcript is spliced from 21 exons. Gene Ontology annotation, molecular function: G-quadruplex RNA binding. The record is from RefSeq and is a predicted model, not a curated record. NCBI's taxonomy places the organism in Eukaryota, Metazoa, Chordata, Aves, Passeriformes, Pipridae. Gene Ontology annotation, cellular component: nucleus; nuclear speck. The coding region runs from base 169 to 3792 and encodes 1207 amino acids. Gene Ontology annotation, biological process: regulation of RNA splicing.